AUGCGGCUCUUGCCGCUUUACCCGUUUUUGUCACAGUUCUUUGUUCCUUUGUCAUCAGCACCAGCACCACUCUUCUCCACUUUACGUUGGCAGUCGUUUGUUUGUUUCCUCUUCUCCACACUCCCAAUUCUCGCUCCCCCUUUCUUUCUAGGGGACUCAACUAUCGAUCGUGUGAGGUCAGCUUCACGUUAUUCGUUUUCGUGUGUAACCGAUCAGAACCACCCCGCCCUACUCCGACAAUUCUCACUCUCUCACUCCGACAACACCAUGCCGCGAAAAAUAAGAGAAAAGGUCCCCGUAAUGCGUGCCUGUGACUUAUGUGCUGCCCACAGACGAAGAUGCGAGCACAAAGUGGCCGCCUACCUGCCUAAGGGGGGUGGCGGCCGAGACGCGAAACCACGCCCGGUAGAACCGGCCGAUGAAGCAAUGCCCGAUGCUGCCUCUGAUAGCGGAGCCAAGGCGAGUAAGCGUAAAGCUGCACAAAUGGAGGGGGACGCUCCGGAGGUGGUGCGAAGUGUACGGAGGAGAAGUUUGAGGAGUGGAGGGGGUGACUUUGUGAGGAAAGUGGAUCAACAGGAUAGCGAUGAUGGGAAGCCAGUUUCUAAGGGGUUAAGUGUUGGCUCUGCGGAGGGAGAGGAACCGCCGGAGGCCCCUAAUGGCUUACAACACGGUGAGGGAGGCGAGGGCUAUGAAGAUUCGAGCUCUGUAUCCGGUGGAGAUCCGCAUGGUGAAUCAUCACCCUCCAGAUCCGUCUCCCCACCCGUAAUAGAAAUCGCCUCCCCAACGUUCUCAAUCGCACCAGAGGUCGAAACCCGCGGCCCAUCGCCCUUCAGUGACGACUCUGAAGAAGAGGGGGUUUGUGUCCGCCUACCCCCCGCCCCCUCCCCCCCGCCGACCAGAUCCCAAUUGCCUUCAUCAAAUGCCUCUCCUGUUCCUGAAUCCUCACCAUCGACACCAUCGACACCUUCUCCGCAACAAGCCCCUAUCCGGCCAUACUCUCGCUGGGUAGAUCCUACCAAGCCUGCCAGUCGCUUUUCAGGAGGGAGGAGGUAUACUCCACUGACGUUGAACACACCUAUUUAUGGAGGGAGGAUACCACCGCCGGCUCCCACCCCACCGCCAACCUCUAGAUGA
This is a messenger RNA of Tuber melanosporum (Perigord truffle), 1134 nucleotides long. RefSeq lists its product as uncharacterized. The coding region runs from base 1 to 1134 and encodes 377 amino acids. The transcript is spliced from 3 exons. Lineage: Eukaryota; Fungi; Ascomycota; Pezizomycetes; Pezizales; Tuberaceae. The record is from RefSeq and is a predicted model, not a curated record.